This is a messenger RNA of Funneliformis caledonium, 659 nucleotides long. The record is from the annotation of a GenBank genome assembly. Lineage: Eukaryota; Fungi; Glomeromycota; Glomeromycetes; Glomerales; Glomeraceae.
AAAAGGUUGAUGACAAUAAAGGUAGUAACAUCCCAAUGCCACUGAGUAUGUGGGAUUUUGGACAUUGUGAUCCAAAAAAAUGUUCAGGUAAAAAAUUAGUUAGAUUAAAUAUAGUAAAAGAAUUAAAAAUAUCAACCAGAUUUCGUGGGGUUGUAUUAAGUCCGGAAGGAAAGCAGGCAGUUUCACCGGCAGAUCGAGCAAUUGUACAAGAACAUGGAAUUGCUGUUGUUGAUUGUUCUUGGGCUAAAUUAGACGAUGUUCCAUUUAGUAAAUUGAAAACUGGGAAUGAUCGAUUAUUGCCAUAUUUAGUAGCUACAAAUCCCGUAAAUUAUGGUCGCCCAUGGAAAUUGAAUUGUGUUGAAGCAUAUGCUGCUUGCUUUUACAUAACUGGGUUCAAAGAAUAUGCUCAAGAGUUAUUAUCAAAGUUUAAAUGGGGCCACUCUUUUCUUACUCUUAACGGGGAGUUAUUAUCAAAAUAUGUACAAUGUGAAGAUAGUAUAGAAGUUGUUAAAGUUCAAAAUGAAUGGUUAAACCAUUUGAAAGAAGAAUAUUCUCAAGCUCGUGAAAAAGAUGAUGAUGAAGAUGAUGAUUUAUUGAUUAGAAAUCCAAAUCAUGAGUUAUGGGAUCAAGAAGAGGAUAAUAAUGAGAAUGAAGAAUGA